This is a messenger RNA of Macadamia integrifolia, 2222 nucleotides long. RefSeq lists its product as uncharacterized. Lineage: Eukaryota; Viridiplantae; Streptophyta; Magnoliopsida; Proteales; Proteaceae. The transcript is spliced from 10 exons. The record is from RefSeq and is a predicted model, not a curated record. Bases 862 to 2040 code for a protein of 392 amino acids. Gene Ontology annotation, molecular function: DNA binding.
GGACAGUAUUUAUUUAUUUUUCCCCAUGUUUCGCUUCGCGUCGCCAAAUGGCCGCGUGUAAUUUCGGAACACGCGAUUUCAAAGGCUUGUCUCUUGUCGGAUUCAACUUCCAAGCUCACUCGAGAAGAGAGCGUGAGCCGUGAGCAAGUUUGGAAGCGAUUGAUUAAGGUCAGAGAGAGAGAGAGAGAGAGAGAGAGAGAGAGAAUAGGGAGUGGGGAGUAGGGAGCACUGAGCAGGAAGUGGAGUUGGGGAGGAAUAGACACUGAACUUCACCAAAAAGAAGGAAGAGAUAGUGAAAGAAAGAAAGUGCUUUGCAUUGUGUUGAUCAGCAGAGAGAAGUCCGUGUAAACGUCAGAUACCCACUGAAUGGCUAUUGAGAAGUCGCCGGAGUGGCUACCGCCCGGCUGGAUUCUGGAGAUUAAGAAGCGACCGGACGGCAAGAAGGAUUCUAAGAGCUGCAUUUGACGGCAUUUUCAGUGCAUGCAAACUUGCCAUGUCUGGAUUGAUGGAAAAGAAGACUGCAUGCAAUUUUAUGAGGUCUCCAUGUCCGCCAGUGUGGUAUUAGAGGAAACAAUAGUAAGAUAGAAUCCGCCGCUCGUACGAUCACCUGGUCGAAUCAUAUUAGGUGGGGGAGGGAGAAAGAGGGGGAGAAAGAGAGAGAUUUGACCAAAAUGCCCUUCUAAAGUAUGAUAUUCUCCUUGACGGAUUGCAUGAGGACUAACAGAAAAAAGGAGUUAGAUCAAUUAUCAAAGACUAUCAAAUUUGGCAUCUUAUUAUUAUAUUAACUUGGAAACUGGAGAGAAGUGUCGUUCCAAGAUCGAAGUUGCUCGCCAUACUAACUCUGGAAAUCUCUGCGAGUACAUGCCUCGAAAAAGUAAAAGAUGCACAAAAGACAAUGAGAACCAAAUUGUGCAAGUGGAAGAUGAUGUACCCAAUUGGUUACCUACUGACUGGAGUAUGGUGAUACAAACCAGAAAGAGUGGUUAUAGAGCUGGACAAAAAUACAAGUGUUACAUUGCUCCAUUCACUGGAUUCAAAUUGUAUACCAAGAGACAGGUCUUCAGCUAUCUCAAGACUGGGAAGCUGCGUAGUCGUGCAUCUGAACCGAAUGAAAGAGACACUAGAAUGCAUUCUACAGAAUCUGCAAGAAAAGUUGUAGUGGAGAAGCAUACAGCAGAGGAGUUGCCUUCAGGAUGGAUUAAGGAAAUCAAGGUCACUCAACUGGCAGAUCGAACCAGAAGAGACCUGUCUUACAUUGAUUCUGUAACUGGAUAUGAAUUCCGCUCCAAAAAGGAUGUGUUUCGCUAUCUUGAAUCUGGUGAUGUUGGAAAGUGUGCAUCUAUGCCAAAGAAAAGGCAAAUAGGUGACAUGGAGUCUAUAGAUGCAGAGAUCUUUGCCCAGACUUCAACUCCGGCCACUGGCACCACUUCUUUCCCAGUGGCUACCCCCACUCCACCCCCUGCAGUUGCUUCUGCUGCUCCUGAGGCAGGGGCUUCCUGUACCCAUCAGGUCCCUCCAAUGAACGUGUUCCUUCCCGCAUUCCCUGGGUGGACAUACUGGAAGUUGGGAAAGGAGGCACCCAUCCCACCGGCUGAAACUGUUCACGGUGUGCCUUGUGGAUAUGAUUAUGUCCCUGCCCACAGGUAUGAGGAUCUGGUGAAUAUGGUCUCCAGUUUGAAGAAGAUGGUGUCAGGGCUUACGGAGGAGAACGCCCAACUUCGGAGCAACAUGGAAGGGUACUGGGAGGCUAACAUUGCUCUCUGUAAGGAGCUGGAGAUGAGGGCGGCAGCGGUGACUACAAUUGGCACUACCCCCAGGGUUACUCCUCCCACAAUUGAACCAAUGGCGACCGUCUCAAGGAACUCCAUCCCAGCCAGUUCUAGGCCUGCUGUUCCUACAUCGGCUGCUCCACGAGUGCUGAGAUCUGCUACUGCGGCGCUAGCUGCUGUGCCUCGACGUAUUGCUCCUACGACUGAGUCUUCUGAUGAUGAGAGUGAUGACGAGGAGGAAAGCGAGGAGGAGAGCGAGGAGGGUGAUUAGGAGUCUCUGGCCGGCAAGGGGAAGCGUAGAUAGACAUCUUAUUUUUUGUUUCUGAUCCCCUGCCCCGAAUUUUGUAUCCCAGACUUGUACAUAUUUUUUGUAAAUAUUCGGGCCGCCCUAUGUUAAAGGUGACCUUUUUGAUCACAUUGGAAUUUGAUCCCCGAGUUGGGUUCUGUGUCCAA